CUUUCAUAUUUAUUUAUUAUUUCAUAUUUUUCAUUGUAGUUGUUCAUUUUCUUAGAUAACUAUGCCUAACGCGGAAGAUAAAUCUCGUUUGAAGGAUUUAUUAACAAGGCGAUCGUCCGCCAAAGGACAGAUCACAAAAUUUAAGAAUUAUAUAAAUAGUAUUUCUAAUAGCGAAGAUUUAACUAACAUUCAAUUAACAGAGUUAAGUCUAAAACUUGCAAAAUUCGAAGCGUUAUCAGUUAAGGUUGAUGACUUGCAAAAUGACAUAGAGGUUUUAAAUUCAGAUAAUAUAGAAAAUGAAAUUGAUGAACGUGACAAAAUUGAUCGCGACAUCAUUAUUAAUAUUGCCACUGCCAAAACUAUUUUAGAGAAAUUUACAAGAAAAUUAGAGUCAGAAAAUAGGCGUGCAUCAAUGUAUGAAUCUUUUUGCAUGGAUAAUCAGGACAAUUAUAAUUUAAAACUACCUCAGAUACAAAUAUCAAAAUUUGAUGGCGCAUAUUUCCGUUGGCUUGAGUUUCGCGACACAUUUGAAAACUUAAUUCACAACAAUUUGCGUAUUUUGCCUAUUCACAAGUUCCAUUACUUAAUUUCAUAUCUGGAGGGUGAUGCCGCCAGAGUAAUUUCCAAUCUCGAGGUGUCAUCAGCGAACUAUGAUGAGGCCUGGAAAUUGUUAUGUAAUAGGUAUAAUAACAAGCGCACUUUAAUAAAUCACCAUUUGAAUGCAUUAUUCAGCAUUAAGCCACUUCCGCGCGAGUCGGAGAGAUCUCUCAGAUUUUUAGUCGACCACGUUACUAAAAACUUGCGUGCCCUUGCCACUUUGGGACAGCCAACUGACAAGUGGGAUGUCUUAAUUAUAUUUAUGCUCUCCUCCAAGUUAGAUAGUAAUACUUUAGGCAAAUGGGAAGAGCACCGUAGUGGUUUAAGUGGUGAUACCGCAACUUUAGAACAAUUUUUUAACUUCAUUAUUGACCGUGCGAAUGUAUUAGAGUCACUUAAUCGAAAUAACAGGGCACAAGACACGCAAAGUGCUGUUGUCAAAGCCCCAGUGGUCAAUGUGCGUAAUAAUUCAUGGCAAAAUAAUAAACAGGGCAAUAAUAAUAAUAAUUCAUACAUAAAAUCAUUUGCGAGUUCUAAUAAUAAGCCUCAAAGACAAUUUAAUAAAUCUAGCACUUAUACAUGUGUAAUUUGCAAUAAUAACCACAAAAUUUAUGAAUGCCCUACGUUCAAGGCCAAGGAUGUUGAUGAAAGGAUGAAGGAUGUUCUGAAACAUAGGCUGUGUGAAAACUGUCUCAGGCAAGGUCACCCGGUCAACGAGUGCCGAAUGGGUUCAUGCCGCGAGUGUAACGCUAGGCACAAUAGUUUGCUUCACAAUUCAGCUUCCUUAGUCAAUCAUCAUGUGAACGUAGACGAGCCUAAUUCAGAUACGUAUGAGCCCAGCGAAUCGGGUGCAUACUUUUCUAAAGAAAGUACCAAGCAAGUACUAUUAUCUACCGCUGUAGUUGAGGUCUCGAAUCCAAUUGACCAGCAAAAGGUUAAUGUUCGUGUACUAUUAGACUGUGGUAGCCAAUCAUCUUUUAUUUCCAAGUCACUAAAAGAUAAACUUUCACUAAAAUCAAUUCCCAUUGACUCGCUAAAGGUCAAAGGAAUAGGCAAUAAUUCUAACAAUUCUAUAAACAUUUCUGAAAGUUGCAAUAUACAAAUGAAAUCACUAAAUAGCAAUUUCAAUGUCUCUUUUUCAUGUCUUGUUCUACAAGAAUUGACAGGGCGUAUACCAAAGUACCCCGUCAAUAUUCAGUCAAUUAAAUUACCAAAAAAUAUAUUGCUAGCUGAUCCUAAAUUCUAUGAGCCAGCUCCUAUAGAUCUAUUGAUAGGGGCUGAUUUAUUCUGGGACAUCAUAAGGAGCGAACAACGAUCUCUUGGUCCCCAAAAUCCAAAAUUAAUAAGUUCUCAUUUGGGCUGGAUAAUUACCGGUUCCUUUAAUACACAAUUGGUCAGCAAAAACAUUCAUUGUAAUCAUGCAUUAACUACAACUUCAUUCACUAUGGAAAACAAAAUAGAAAAUACAUAUAAACGAGCUACAAAACAUUUACAUUAUUUAAAAAAAGGGUUUAGAAACAAUCCAUAAAUUCUAAGGCCGUAACUAUGGUCACCCUACUACGCACUAUAAUCUAAUUAAUUCAAGUCUGUGGUGGCACGGCCCUAAUUACCUAAAAGAGUGUGAAUUAAACUGGCCUAGCUUGAAAUCAAACGAGAUAGGUACGUUACCUGAAACUAAAGUACACACAACAAUAAUUAAAGAACCUUUUAUUAAUUUUGAUAAAUAUUCAUCACUAAAUAGACUGCAACGAUCUUUUGCCUACGUGUUAAGGUUCAUAUUUAACCUUAAGAAUAUUAAAAAUAAACGUACCGGACUACUGUCCGUCGAGGAACUUCGUGACUCAUUCCAUGCAUUGUGCGUUAUCGCGCAGCGUGAGUCAUUCCCUGUUGAAUACGAGUUGUUAUUAAAAUGUAAAUCGCUUCCCAAUAAGAGUAAAAUUUUGUCACUUUCGCCAUUUUUUGAUAAUGAUAAUUUAAUUAGAGUUGGCGGGCGCAUAGAUGCAUCUGCCUGUGCCUACGAAAAACGGCAUCCAAUAUUAUUACACGCAAAUCAUAAAUUAACUAAAUUGUAUUUUGAAAGAGAGCACGUAAGUGGUUUACACGCGGGCCCGCAGUUGUUGUUAGCAAAUAUAAGAGAAACAGUCUGGCCAGUCAAUGGACGUUAUCUAGCACGACGCACCGUAAAUAACUGCGUCAUCUGCAGGCGUCUGCGUGGCAAAACAUUAUGUCCGAAGAUGGGCAACUUACCUAGCCAGCGCAUAAAUCCAGACUAUCCAUUUUUGUCGGUUGGCUUAGACUUUGCUGGACCGUUUUUGAUUCUCAAUCGCCGGGGCCGCGGAAGUCGCUUAAUCAAAUGUUAUUUAUGUCUUUUUGUAUGCAUGCGGUACAAAUGUAUUCAUCUCGAGGCCGUGAGCGAUUUGACAAAGGAUGCGUUUGUUAUGACCCUUCGACGUUUUAUUUCCCGCAGAGGCAAGCCAACGGAAAUAUUUUGCGAUAACGGUCGCAACUUUGUGGCGGCGGCUAAGGAUAUAGGAACUUUUCUAAAACAAAACCAAGAACCUAUAGGUGAUUUUGCAAGUCAACAAGGCAUCACAUUUAAAUUCAUACCUACUUACGCUCCUCAUUUCGGUGGUAUUUGGGAAGCUGG
Molecule: messenger RNA, 3244 nt
Organism: Ostrinia furnacalis (Asian corn borer)
Lineage: Eukaryota; Metazoa; Arthropoda; Insecta; Lepidoptera; Crambidae
Exons: 1
Coding region: 62-2125 (687 amino acids)
Source: RefSeq, a predicted model, not a curated record